AUGGACAAGUUUUUGAAAAGGAAAGAACUGGACUCUGAACAAAAUUUGGAGCCAGAUGAGAGCCCAAGUAUGAGUGGGGAUCAAAAUAAAGCAAAGAUGGUUAGCUCAAGCAAAUUCUCUGGCACAAGGCAAUAUAGCGAAAGCUAUAUUUCAUUUGGAUUUACUUUCACCAGAGAUGCAAACAAACCAACUCCACUGUGCGUGGUGUGUGGUGAAAAGCUAGCUAACAGUGCUAUGGUCCCAAGCAAACUUAAACGCCAUCUCCAAACGAAACACCAUUCGCUUCAAAACAAGAAUGCGGACUAUUUUGUUCGCCUGCAUGAAAACACGGAGAAACAGGCAACUUUCAUGAGAAAAACCACAAAGGUAAAUGAAAGAGCUCUUAAAGCUAGCUAUCAAGUUGCUGAACUUAUAGCCAAGUCAAAAAAGUCACACACUGUGGCAGAGACAUUAAUGCUUCCCGCCUGCAAAGCUAUUGUAGAGGAGAUGCGCGGACCUGAAGCAGCUAAGGAAAUAGCCAAAGUCCCUCUCUCAGACAACACAAUUUCCAGACGUAUUAAAGACAUGUUUGCAGACAUCGAAAGUGUGGUUUUGGAAAAGAUCCGUAUCAAUGAGAAAUUUGCAUUGCAACUUGACGAGUCUACUGAUAUCAGUGGACAUGCUCAACUCUUGGCCAAUGUGUGUUUUGUUGAUGAAUACCUUGAACAAGGAGGACUUAAGUGGGAAAACUGCACAAGUGUCUGCACCGAUGGAGCUGCAGCCAUGGUCGGGCGCACCAAAGGCUUUGUAAGCAGAGUGAAGGAAAGAAAUCCAGAUGUGAUUGUUACACAUUGUUUUUUACACCGUGAGGCCCUCGUAGCCAAGACUUUACCAGCAGACCUAGUUCAUGUGUUGGAUGAUGUUGUGCGCAUGAUAAACUUUGUAAAGUCACGACCCGUGAAAAGUCGCAUAUUUGCAGCUUUGUGUGAGGAGAUGGGAGCGAAGCAUAAAACCUUGCUGUUUCAUACGGAGGUCCGGUGGUUGUCGUGUGGCAAGGUCUUGGUUCGUGUGUAUGAGCUGUGGGAGAAACUUAAAGUGUUUCUGACAAAUGAGAGGUCAGAUUACGCAAAGCUGCUUGCAAGUGAUGAGUGGUGUGCAAGGCUGGCAUACCUGGCAGAUAUAUUUCAUCAUGUGAAUGAACUGAACACACGAAUGCAAGGCCGAAAUGAAAACCUGCUUACAAGUACAGAUAAAAUAAAUGGAUUCUGUUCAAAGGUGCAACUCUGGCAUCAACACGUGGAAAGUGGCAAUCUUGAAAUGUUCACACUCACCAAGCAAUGGCAAGGUGUUCACACUGCUGCACUGUGUGAGAUAAUAGUUAAACAUUUUAAAACUCUCGAGGAGAAGUUGUCAUUUUAUUUCUCUUCAGUCUCCACUGAAUGCCUUGACUGGGUUAGGGACCCUUAUAGCUCAGCAUCAGUUGGUGGAAAGGACAUGACUUUACAGGAGCAGGAGGAACUAACUGAACUGAGACAAAAUCGUGGUUUCAAGCUAAGAUUUGCUGAUCUACCUUUGGACAGUUUUUGGUUGGAUACUGCCAAGGAGUUCCCCCUUCUGGCAAACAAAGCUAUUUUGACAUUGCUCCCAUUUUCCACUGCAUAUCUAUGUGAGAUGAGCUUUUCAAGCAUGAUUGCUAUAAAAACUAAAUACAGAGAGAGACUGAGAGCUGUUGACGAAGAGCUAUGUGUGUGUCUUUCUUCGAUUCCAGCCAGAAUAUCAGCUUUGUGUUCAGCCAAACAGGCCCAGGUUGCGCACUGA
Podarcis raffonei (Aeolian wall lizard) is the source of this 1797-nucleotide messenger RNA. Its product is annotated as zinc finger BED domain-containing protein 5-like. The record is from RefSeq and is a predicted model, not a curated record. The coding region runs from base 1 to 1797 and encodes 598 amino acids. NCBI's taxonomy places the organism in Eukaryota, Metazoa, Chordata, Lepidosauria, Squamata, Lacertidae. The transcript is spliced from 2 exons.